GGUUUGAGCCCCCCGGGAGCUUCCGGCUCGACUGACCGGACAGGUGUCCGUCCAAACGACCCGGUGCUUCGUGGGAGUGACUGUUUGUUUUAUUCAUCUGCUUCAGAAACCACCAUGUCAGACUUGUGGAGUUAUCGGCGCUGCUGCAGUUCACCGCCCCCCAACAACAACAACAACAACAACAGCAACAAACGCAUAUCGUCUUGAUAUGUGCUGUUCUACGGCCCGGGCGUCGACGUUUUAUUGUGUUUCUGCACCGUUUGCAAGCACUUUCUGCACCCCCACGCGACCGUAGAGAGACGCAGCAGCAGCAGCGUCGUCUCGAGGAGGGGCAUCCCCCUGCUGGUGUUUAUUACUGGAGAGGACGCAACACAAAUCAGAGGAGUCGAGUCAGAGACGGAGAAGAGCAAACAUGUUCGAGGCGAGAGGAAUCCCCUUUGUCCUGCUCGAUUUAGCCUGUCUGAUUCUAGGGGGUCUGCCUCUGGCAGCCUUUAACCUGGGUAAGAUCCGCCCCUACCAGAGGGGCUUUUUCUGUAACGACGAAAGCAUCAAGUACCCUUUCCACAGCAGCACAAUAACCUCCACAGUGCUCUACACCGUGGGGUUCACCCUGCCCAUUAGCUGCAUGAUAUUUGGCGAGUGCCUUUCAGUUUAUCUAAAGCGCAUCAAAUCCAAAUCUUCUUUCGGCAGCCACAUUUCCUCUGUUUACAAAGCCAUCGGCACGUUCCUCUUUGGCGCCGCGAUGAGCCAGUCUCUGACCGACAUAGCCAAGUACUCCAUCGGCCGUCUCAGGCCGCACUUCCUGGAUGUGUGCAGACCUGAUUGGAAGUUUAUCAACUGCUCAUCGGGGGCGUAUAUUGAGGAGUUCACCUGCAAUGGAGACGAGAAGAUGGUCAAUGAGGGCAGGCUGUCCUUCUACUCCGGCCACUCCUCUUUUUCCAUGUACUGCAUGCUGUUCCUGGCUCUCUACCUGCAGGCCCGACUCCAGGCUGAUUGGGCGAGGCUGUUGAGACCCACGAUCCAGUUUUUCCUGAUUGCUGCCUCGGUGUUUACAGGAUUGUCGAGGGUGUCUGAUUAUAAGCAUCACUGGAGCGAUGUGCUGACGGGACUCCUGCAGGGGGCUCUCAUGGCUAUCCUGGUGGUCUUCUGCGUGUCUGACUUUUUCAAGCCACGCGUAGAUGUCCGUAAAGAUGUCGACAUGCCACACACAACCCUGCAGGAGACAACAAAUGGAAACCACUUUGAGAGUCCCAACUAAGCUGAGACAAGAGGAGGAGGACGACCCCUCUCUGCUCUGCCCAGAUGCACACCCAGGAUCCCAGCUCUCUAGCCUUUCAUCUCACACUAAUUCUCAUCCGAUACCCCCGCAUGGAUUUACAUUUGGUUCUUACCUCAAGUCAGCCAGUGGAUGACUAUGCAUCGGGCCUGUUCAGAUUUUAAGACUUUUAUCAUUUUUCUCCACCUUUUUGAAGGAACGGGGUGACAACCUGUCCAAGGCUUGUAGAUAUGCCUAAGUGACUGAGAUAGAUGUAGGUUAGAGGCUAGAGAUUCUGUAAAGACAGGAACCAUUUAGCAUGCAUCUAUCUACUGAGCUGGUGGGAAGACUUUACUGCUGCACGCGCCCACUAAAGGGUCUGACCACUGCUGGGAGAGAGAGAGAGGGAGAGGAGGGUUGGAAACCUGUGAAUGUAACCUUGCUUUGUGCUUUUCCUGACCUGGAGUCAAAUCUGCUCAACGAUCUGUUUUAGGAUCAGUUUCUAGGUGGACUCCAGCACACCUGAGAUGUCUGAGUCUCAUAACUUUGCUCCCUUAGGUCCAGUGUUAAUUUAGGGGCCAUUAAUUAGAGGAAUGUUUGCCUCUCAAAGCUAGAACGUGCUGGAGACUAAAGCUGAUCCUAGACCAGAGGGCAACGCUGCUUCACAUCUGGAGCUGCUGACUCCAGGCCACUGCUGCCUUGCUCUCCAGCUGUCUCACCUAAUAUAGUCGAGGAGGAAGCUUGACUUGAAUCAUGUUCGGUUAGAGAGUUGAAGAGCAGACGGUCAGUUUUAGUCCCGCGUUGCCUUUACUGGACUGCUGCUGCUGCUGCUGCUAUCACAGCUCCCUGUGUAUCUAACAACUAAUGCAAACAUCAAGUGAACAGACAACAAUGUACUUUUGUAUAAUCUGUGUGUAAAUAACAAAUCAUUCAGACUUUUAUAGAAAGUAAGAAGUAAAACGUGUACAAAUGUCAAAAAAAGGAAAACAAAAGCCAUUUUACUUAUUACCAUGAACAGAAAGGAAACGCAAGUGUUUGUAUUAUGUCAUGAGCCGUCAUCAACUUAAAGCAUGACUUGUUUACUUUCUCAGCCAGAUAUAUCAAGAAUAACGUCUCAUUAUGAACCACUUUGCUCAUGUAAGCGAAAAUGAUAAAAGCAUGAAUGUUCAAUGUAUUCUGACAACGCAGACGCAUUCGCCUGAAUAAAAAACAAUUCUGUUCA
Anarrhichthys ocellatus (wolf-eel) is the source of this 2477-nucleotide messenger RNA. RefSeq names its product phospholipid phosphatase 1a (gene plpp1a). Gene Ontology annotation, molecular function: phosphatidate phosphatase activity. Lineage: Eukaryota; Metazoa; Chordata; Actinopteri; Perciformes; Anarhichadidae. Gene Ontology annotation, cellular component: plasma membrane. The record is from RefSeq and is a predicted model, not a curated record. Gene Ontology annotation, biological process: signal transduction; phospholipid metabolic process; phospholipid dephosphorylation. The transcript is spliced from 6 exons. Bases 413 to 1258 code for a protein of 281 amino acids.